UGGUUUUCCAUUUCAGUUUAUGCGCUCUGGAAGGUCCCUGAUCUCUUGCCUUCUUUCAUGCUGAAAGGGGGUGAGGUUUCUCGAUAUAUCAUUGGAGGGGCAGAUUUGAUGUUCCCCGGUAUCAGCAUACCUGCUGAAGGUCUACCUUCAUUUAUAGCAGGGGAAGUGUGGGCAGUAAAAGUUCCAGGAAAUCCAGCUCCAAUUGCUGUGGGGACUACCACUAUGAGCAGUACUGAAGCAGUAAAAGCUGGCUUACGAGGAAAGGCCUUAAAGAUUAUGCACUAUUACCAUGACUUACUUUGGGAAUCAGUAGAGUGUCCUUAUGUGCCAAAUGCAGGCUUUUUUGAAGAUGUUGUGUUUGAGGAUCCUACCUUGUCAUCAUUGCAAGUUUCUGAUUCAUACUCUGGUGCAAAUGAUAGUUCAAAUGAUCAACAGAAUGGCAUCAGUGAUAAGGAAAAUGGGCAAUCUGUUGAUAUUGCUGAUGUGCUCUCUGAACCUAGUUCUGCUUCGGUGGCACAGACCAAUUCUGGGAAUGAGAUUGCUGAAGAAAUAGCUGCACAUGUAGACGAUCUGAAGGUAACAGAUGAUGGCUCUGCUGAUCAGUCGAUUUGGGAGGAUCAACAUCCUCUUUCCACCGAGGAUGUAGACACGCUUUUAGAAAAAUGCCUUUUGCAAGCAUUGCAUACAACUGUUAAGGAUAAAGACCUUCCCAUGCCUGGAAGCACACUUUGGUCAAACCAUGUUUUGCCUUGUAGGCCUUCUGGGAUCACACUAGACAUCAAGAAAUCAUCAUACAAAAAAUUAUCGAAGUGGUUACAAGCUAAAUCUUCUACGGGAUUGAUUACAGUGAAAGAAGAUAAAUAUAAAAAGGAGUCCAUAUUAUUAUCCGUUAACCGCAAGCAUCCAGAUUACUCAUCUUUCAAGCCAGAGAAACGGCAAGUGGAGAAAACUGUUCAAACUGGUGUUCCUGCUGUCAGUGAAAGUCGGUCACUCAAAAUGCUUGAAGUGGUCGAGGUCUAUAAACCAAGUGUACACGUAAAUCCCAUAUUAGCUUCUGUAGGGACUGACACAGGAAAACUUUACAGUGCUUCAGAGGCCACUGAUAUUGUCUUUACAUAUGUUGAAAAAGAAAACUUGGUUAAGCAGACAGAUAAAUCCAUUGUGGUUUUGGAUCCAAUUUUAUGUGAUGCACUGUUCAAAGGAGCCAUAAAAAAAGGUACAAUGUACCCAACGGAAAUUCAUAAGAGGGAUUUAGGAGCAGCAUUUGUAAACCGGAUGCAAGCCCAUCACGUUGUGACGAGGGGAAGUGAGUCGGUUGUUCGUAAAGGUGGUUUGAAAACAAUACAAAUAAUGACAGAAAGGCGGCAAGGUAAUAAGAAAGUAACCAAAUUGUCAGGACUGGAAACUUUUUUGGUAGACCCUGAAGCUUUGGCAUCAGAGCUACAGAAGAAGUUUGCUUGCAGCACAACAGUGGCUGAACUACCAGGUAAGAAAGGGCAUGAGGUUGUGGUUCAAGGUGGUGUGAUUGAUGAUCUGGCAAAGCAUAUGAUUGAACAAUAUGGGAUCCCAAAGAGAUUCAUUGAGGUUCUUGAUAAAACCAGGAGAUGAGUGGUUGAGAAAGGUCAUAUUGUGAAAAGAAGGUGAUUUCAGAUUGGAAGUGGUGGCGUUGUUGAUUGUUGUGGAGGAAGCGAAGUGCACAACAGUAGUGCUUUGAUACAACGAACCCAUAGAAUGAGAACCAGAGGGCUUAAUUUAUUUAUUGAACUUGGAUUUGGAAA
This is a messenger RNA of Prunus avium (sweet cherry), 1778 nucleotides long. The record is from RefSeq and is a predicted model, not a curated record. NCBI's taxonomy places the organism in Eukaryota, Viridiplantae, Streptophyta, Magnoliopsida, Rosales, Rosaceae.